Molecule: messenger RNA, 3236 nt
Organism: Dreissena polymorpha
Lineage: Eukaryota; Metazoa; Mollusca; Bivalvia; Myida; Dreissenidae
Product: DNA ligase 4-like
Exons: 20
Coding region: 132-2876 (914 amino acids)
Biological process (GO): DNA biosynthetic process; DNA recombination; double-strand break repair via nonhomologous end joining
Cellular component (GO): DNA-dependent protein kinase-DNA ligase 4 complex; DNA ligase IV complex
Molecular function (GO): ATP binding; DNA ligase (ATP) activity; DNA binding
Source: RefSeq, a predicted model, not a curated record
UCAAAUAGAGGAUUAAAUGUAAUUUGUUUAGUACGAUUUGUUUACUUUGCAGAAAAUUUAAUUGAACGUCGUAAAUAUUACAAAAAAAGGCGUGUCAUUUGUUCCAGAGCGUGCUUGAACAUAAUUUGACGAUGGCUAGUAAUCCCUCCGCAAUGGUUACACAGACUGUUGCUUCAAAAGUGCAUUUCUCAGAGCUGUGUGGGUUGUUGGAAAAAAUCUCCAAGACCCAGGGUAAUGACAAAAAGAAACGCAUUCUUCAAGAUUUUGUAGCAAAGUGGAGGGAAUCACAUGCAACAAUUCACACAGAAAAUGACAAAACGACAGACUCAUUUUAUCCAGCCAUGCGUUUGUUGUUGCCACAUUUAGAGAAAGAGAGAAUUGCAUAUGGAAUUAAAGAGCACAUGUUUGCCAAGCUGCUGAUAGAGGUGCUCUGUCUUGGCAAGGACAGCCCAGAUGCUCAGAGACUGCUUAACUACAAAGCACCAAAGACCGCCAAGGCUGAUGUGGGAGACUUUGCAAGCGUUGUGUACUUUGUGCUGCAAAACCGGUGCCCAAGUCAUGGCACACUCUUUAUAGAGGAGGUGAAUGCCAAUCUGGACGCCAUAGCAACCAACAAUGCGGCUAAGAAGAAGGAUGUAGUGAGGAAACACAUUGUGAAACUCAUCACAAACAUGUCGGCCCUGGAGUUGAAGUGGCUGACUAGAAUGAUAGUAAAGGAGCUGAAGAUGGGCCUCAGUCAGGCCUCUGUCCUGUCUGUGUUCCACCCAGAUGCUGAGGAGUUCUACAAUGUCAACAAUAACCUCGAAAAGGUGUGCCGACUCAUGCAUGACCCAAAUGUUCGCAUCCAUGAGAUAGGCAUCUCAGUGUUUUCCCCGUUCACACCCAUGCUGGGAGAGCGGGCGUCACCAGAUAAGGUGGAGAAAUUGAUGGAAGGGAAGCCAUAUAUAAUUGAGACCAAAUUUGACGGAGAGAGAAUGGUGCUCCACAAAAAUGAUGGAGACUACAAAUUUUUCUCAAGAAGUGGUAAUGAGUACACUGAUACCUUUGGCUCGAACCGGUACGAAGGCAAUCUGGUGCCUUAUAUCUACAAUCUGUUCAAAUCUGACGUAAAGAACUGUAUUCUAGAUGGAGAAAUGUUACAGUUUCAUCCAGAGACCAAAACAUAUGCAACAAAAGCCAUGAACACUGAUGUAAAAUCAGCAAGCAAAGAAGGCUUCCAGCCAUGUCUGCAGGUGUUUGACGUGAUGUUCUACAAUGACAAGGUGCUUACAAACCUCCCGCUGAGAGAGCGUCUUGGCUACCUGGAGAAGGUCUUCACACCAUGUGAGGGACGCAUGAUGAUAAGUCAGCACAGAGAGGCUCGCACAAACCAGGACUGUGCCGAUGCACUGAAUGAGGCUAUCGAUGGCAGAGAGGAGGGUAUCAUGGUCAAGAACCCGGAUUCAGUGUACAGACCUAAUACACGUAAGGGAGGAUGGUUCAAGGUGAAACCGGAGUAUGUCGGAGGCCUUAUGGAUGAGCUGGAUGUGUUAGUGGUGGGCGGAUACUUUGGUGUGGGUCACAGGGCGGGCAUGAUGUCACACUUUCUAUGUGCUGUUGCCGUGCCAACAGAGGAUGGCAACAAACCUGACAUCUUCUACUCCUUCUGCAAGAUUGGGUCUGGGUACAGCAAGAAAGAACUGCAGGAUUUCAAUGCCAAGCUCGCAGAGCACUGGCAGGUGUUUGACAAGAAGAGUCCACCCACUACCAUCGAGCUGGCGCCCGGUUUCAAGGAGAAGCCUGAUGCGUGGAUUGAGCCCAGCAAUUCAUGCAUUGUCCAGAUCAAAGCAGCUGAGAUAAUUGAUAGUGAGAGGUUCAGGUGCGGUGUUACCUUGCGGUUCCCGAGAGUUGAGCGUUUCCGUGACGACAAACACUGGUACGAAUGUAUGACAACCACAGACAUCAAAGAGCUCAAGGAGAAGUCCGGUGGUAAGCUGGCAGGUGGCUAUGUAGAGCUGGGAGACACAGAGGAGCCGAGCAAGAAGAAACGCAAGGUCGUUACCCGGACAGUACGACCAACGCUUGGGGAACAGUUUCGGGCAGCAGAUACUUCAAAUGUGCAACAGGUGUCCAAGAUUCUGGAAGGCCGUGAGGUGUGUAUUAUCAACGGCCCUGGCGGUUGGAAUAAACAAAAGCUGGAAGAAAAAGUAGUUGAGUGUGGUGGAACUAUUGUACAGAACCCAGGGAUAGAGACUUAUUGCGUUGUGGUAGACAGACCGGUGUUCCGGGUAUCCAACAUGCUCAAAUCCAACAACUACGACAUUGUCAGGGCAGACUGGCUCCUCAGAUGCUUUGACAGCAAUACACUCAUUCCAUGGUGCCCAGGGGAUAUGCUGAGUACGAAGCCCUCCACACAGCAUCUGAUUCAACAGGAGUUUGAUGAGCAUGGUGAUAGCUAUGUGGAGGACACAGAUCCAGACUGCUUGAAACAAAUCAUGGCUAAUAUCACUGUUAAACCGUCAGAUAAGCUGAGUAACCAUGACAUUGCAGAGCUAGAAGAGAAAUACUUCCCAGACGAAUCGCCGUACGGUCUGUUCAGAACCUGCAAACUAUACAUGGACAGCAAUGCUGUGGUGGGAGAGGCCGGUACCCACAUCAAGGACAGCUCCCUGGACUUCCUCACCCUGGAGUUACGGUUCUUUGGUGCGGAGAUCUCAACUACCCUCUCUCCUGACCUCACCCAUGUCAUGGUGGACACCAGAGACACCAGUCGUGUUCCAGAAAUUAAACUUGAGAGACGCAGUCGAGCACGCAAAUUCCACAUAGUUACAGAGGCCUGGGUACGCGCCUGCAUGGACGAGGGCGGGCUGGUGAAUGAGAGGACGUAUGAACCCUGACAAUCAGUAAAUCAGCAGAGGUCCAUGUGAUUAUGAUGGGCCCUGUGAACUAGUUGAACGAAUUACCAAGGCAGCUUCAUUAACAGAAUUGUUUUAAAAAAAAUACAGUGAAUAAUUGUCAGAUACUCAUGGCAAGUGAUUAUGCUUCCCUCUUAGAAAAGGAUAGUUAAAUUAUUAUUACCCUUCGAGUGUCUGAUGAUACAGUUGUUAGCUUGUUUUCAAUCAUUCAGAAAUUGUAAUAAACAUUACUGAUGAUUUAUUUGCAUGUUUAAUUUUUAAGGAAGUUUGUUUUUAGAGUUUGUGAUAAAGUGUUGCCAUUUGUUUCUCUGUGAUUCUGCAAUAUACUUAAUAUAAUGCUUA